Molecule: messenger RNA, 1593 nt
Organism: Stylonychia lemnae
Lineage: Eukaryota; Ciliophora; Spirotrichea; Sporadotrichida; Oxytrichidae
Source: the annotation of a GenBank genome assembly
AUGAGAGGUAAAUCAAGAGAAAUUCGCAUAUAGGAUACAGAAGAUGAGAAGUCUCCUAACAAGCCUAGCAUAGUUCAAAAAAAGAAUUAUAGCUCAGUUGCACUUCAACAGUAAAUGAACUUUUUCAAUAAGCGAAAUCCUAGAGAAGGAGGAAUGUAGAUGAUGAAAAGAUUUUCUCAUGAAAGUGACGAUAAUACUCACAGCCCAAGUUUUCAAUUUGAUUCACAGAAAAUUGCUAUUUCCUUGGCUAAAAUUAAAAAUCUGCCUACUACUUCUAAAAGUACUCAGUUCCUUCCUGUGAUAGAACAAAAGAACUCAUCUUUUUAAAAGAAAAAGUAGAAAAUUAAGCACUAAGUAUAUAAAGAAGAAACAAAAAAUAAUUAAUACGAAAAUGGCAGACAACCUGUAAAGCAUGCUAGUGCUGAUUUGAGAAAAGCACUUCCUGAAAUAAGAAAUGCUUCAAGCAGCAGAAAAAAGUCUAGCUUUGCAUACAGAAAAGCUUCCUCACAAUUUACUGCACUAUAAAGUCUUGAAUAAACUGUAUUACUUAAUGUAAUCAGACCAGCAUGUUUAGAAGAUGAUCUAUUAAAUAAUAGCGGUUUUAGCGAUGAUGAAGAAGAUCAAUUAUCCUCUGAGAUGAAAAAAUAUUUGCAAAUUCCAAUGGAUAAAAGCUUAAAAGGUGAUAACUUUCUUGAUGGGCAUCACAUAUCGAACGAGCAUAGAUCAAGGAUGGUAGAUUGGAUGAUACAGGUAUUCAGAGUGUUGAAACUAAGCAGUCAAACUACAUUUAAUCUAGCAGUGACUAUAAUGGAUAGAUACUUCCAUGGAAUGAAGCUUCUUAAAAAAGUUCUAGAUAGACAAGAACUCCAUUUAGUCGGAUUGGUUUCAAUAUUUAUAAGUUCAAAAUACGAAGAUGUUAUACCUAUACAUAUGAGCUAAAUUCUGAGAGAUGCAGGUCAUUCAAAAUAUUAAAGAUCCGAUGUAAUAGAGAGAGAGAAAGAAAUCUUGCAUGUACUGAAAUUUAAUGUCUAAUUCAGAAAUCCCUAUGAAGAGGCAUGUAUCUUAUUAAAGAUGGUACUAAAUAACUUCCCAUUGCAUAAGUUAUAGAAAUAAGAUGAAAAGCUAAUGUUUGAGUAUCUAAUUAUGAUGUCCUAGCUUAUUCUACAUUCAGCUUAGUUAUGCUCAAAUGACAUUAUGGAUAUGGCAAAAACACUAGGAUUAAUGAGUUUAAAGUAUAUGAAGUCGUACUUUGAGCAUUUAAUUGAUACUAAUUAAACCUCAACUGGGUCAUAAUUAGGGGUAACUAUGAAUUCUACAUUGCGUUCUUCAAACCUUAAUAUCAGAGCAGAUUCACCAUAGAAAGGAAGCAAGAAGGACCCACACAGUAAAUUGAUUUUUGCAAAAAAAUUAGUAAGCUACUACAAGGCAUAAUAUUUCAUCGGUGAAGAUCGAACAAAGUUCAGACAAUUUGCAAUUGCUAUUAGGGAUGAGUUCAAGAAUUACUGUGAUAAAAUUUAUGGAUUGAAGAAUUUAGAGAAAUCAUAUCCUGAGUUUUUCACAGAUCAAGCUAUCUUUUUGAUUCUUAAAAAAUGA